This is a messenger RNA of Epinephelus fuscoguttatus (brown-marbled grouper), 6555 nucleotides long. RefSeq names its product NOVA alternative splicing regulator 1 (gene nova1). Gene Ontology annotation, molecular function: mRNA binding. Lineage: Eukaryota; Metazoa; Chordata; Actinopteri; Perciformes; Serranidae. The transcript is spliced from 4 exons. The record is from RefSeq and is a predicted model, not a curated record. Gene Ontology annotation, biological process: regulation of alternative mRNA splicing, via spliceosome; mRNA splicing, via spliceosome. Bases 566 to 2071 code for a protein of 501 amino acids. Gene Ontology annotation, cellular component: nucleus; cytoplasm.
UUCAUUGGCCUCGUCUUUCGGCCGGUCAGUGGCACUGUGGUCUUCUCUGGAGCUCUCAAACUAUAUUUCUCCUGUCUCGCACUACAAAGGCAACAAUAACAACAGCUGCACUUAUCACACUGAGGACUUAACAGAGACACAUGACGUGAAGAUGACUUCAGAAAGCUGUGUUCCAGCACCUUGUUUCUGCGAAGCUGUUGCACUUGUUUUAAUGGCUGAUCGGUUCUCACACUGUUGUGCAGCUUUAUUUUAAGGCGCGGGGUUGUUUUGCGCGUCAACAAUAAAGAGCAUGCUGCUGGAGCGACGGUGAGCGCGUUAAAUGAGCGCAUUUCACUCAUUGGGAUUUUUAUAUUUAGCUCUGUGAGGGACGCGCGGCGGAAAGAGGAGACCUCGAUCCCGGUGUUGUCUGACAUUCUGAUCCCUUUGAGACCGUUUGGAGCCCCCCAAAACUUGUCGUUCAUAUCGCGGUGCGCGUUAUCAGGCUAUGUGGUGGUGAGGGCGCCGUGUGUGUGUGUGUGUGUGAGCCGGAAUAGCGCAAAAUUAUCUACAGCUCCGGGUGGAAAAGAUGAUGAUGGCUGGUGGUGGCGGAGCAGCCGUGGACCAUAACGGGAUAUAUUCAAAUCCUAACCUCCACAGCCUGCAACAGCCCCAUUUGGAGGCUGAUAACCCGGACUCCCGCAAACGACCGCUGGAAACUCCGGCGGAGGAGGCCGGCUGUACCAAGCGCACCAACAUUGGAGAGGAGGGUGAGUACUUCCUGAAGGUGCUGAUCCCCAGCUAUGCAGCCGGCUCUAUAAUUGGCAAGGGCGGCCAGACCAUCGUACAACUGCAGAAAGAGACGGGUGCCACCAUUAAGCUGUCCAAAUCCAAAGACUUCUACCCAGGAACAACAGAACGUGUCUGUCUGAUACAGGGUACAGUCGAAGCCCUCAAUGGUGUCCACAACUUCAUAGCGGAGAAAGUCCGCGAGAUGCCCCAGAGCGCCCAGAAACCCGAACCAGUCAGCAUAUUGCAGCCACAGACCACUGUCAACCCCGACCGUGUCAAACAGGCCAAAUUGAUCGUGCCCAAUAGCACAGCUGGGCUGAUUAUUGGCAAGGGCGGAGCCACAGUGAAAGCCGUAAUGGAGCAGUCAGGGGCUUGGGUGCAGCUCUCCCAGAAGCCAGAGGGCAUCAACCUGCAGGAGCGGGUAGUUACCAUCAGUGGGGAGCCUGAACAGAACCGUAAGGCUGUGGAGAUCAUAGUACAGAAGAUCCAGGAGGACCCUCAGAGCAGCAGCUGCCUCAACAUCAGCUAUUCCAACGUCUCGGGGCCAGUGGCCAACUCCAACCCCACUGGCUCCCCCUACGCUAAUACAGCCGAGGUGCUGCCCAAUGCAGCCGCAGCAGCUGCCACUGCCUCCAGCCUUCUAGGCCAGGCUGGCUUGACAGGAAUGGGCGCCUUCCCUGCCGCCAUGUCCAGUUUCUCUGGCAAUGAUCUGCUGGCCAUCACCUCAGCCCUCAACACGCUUGCCAGCUAUGGCUACAACACUAACACCCUAGGUCUGGGCCUCAACCCUGCAGCUGCUUCUGGGGUCCUUGCUGCUGUAGCAGCUAGUGCUAACCCAGCUGCUGCUGCUGCAGCUAACCUACUGGCCUCCUAUGCUAGUGAUGCCUCCGGCAGUGCUGGCCACCCUGCUACAGGCCUUGGGGGGUUCUCGCUGGGUUCUCUAGCUGCUGCUACAGGGGCUUCCAAUGGUUACCUAAAUGCUUCAUCCCCUCUGAUGGCCUCUUCCCUAUUGGCGACAGAGAAGCUUGCAGAUGGGGCCAAGGACGUUGUUGAGAUUGCUGUGCCCGAGAAUCUGGUUGGUGCCAUAUUGGGGAAAGGAGGGAAAACGCUGGUAGAGUACCAGGAGCUAACAGGAGCCCGCAUCCAGAUCUCUAAAAAGGGAGAGUUCAUUCCUGGUACUCGGAACCGUAAAGUUACCAUAACAGGGUCGCCAGCCGCUACGCAAGCAGCACAGUAUCUGAUCAGCCAGCGGAUCACUUACGAGCAGGGCGUGCGUGCUACCAACCCACAAAAGGUGGGCUAAAAGGAAAAAGAAGAGGAAAGAAGGAAAGGAUGAAGACAGAGAUAGAAGGGAAUUGUGAGGGUCACAAUGAAUAGAAAAAAAGAAACGUCCAAAUAUCUGUUCAAUAUUUCAGUAUCAAAUGAAAGAAUCACAAAGGAGGAGGUGGGGGAGACAACCAAGAUAAGUGUGUGUGAUAUGUGAAUGUGUUUUUAGGGCUGACGUCCUGAUGUUUUUUAAAAGUUUGUGUCGAGUCCUUUUGACGAUGGUGAUCAGAGUAAGCUGAACUGGUCCACUGCCAAGCUGCAGAUUCAAGGGUGAGGCCACAGGGUUUCACCCUCCUCCAAAACCUCAUAGCUGUUUUCCUUUUUUUUUCUGUUGGGUUUUGUUGGUUUUAAUUUCAGUUGCAAACCUCAGCUCCCGGUGAGUUGAGUGUGUCAGAUGAAGUUCCAGCCAGCUGAUAGAGCUGUUUUACAAACCUUGCUCUUUGUAUAUAAUGCAGAAGGCAUUGUUAACAGGGGAGAGGUUUUAUGACAAGCACCUGGUCAUCUCAGUCUAUGGGGAAGCAAUCUGAGUAUAAUUUCUUUAAGGAAAUCAUAUCUAUGUUGAUAUAUGUUGAAUUCUGGCUCAUAUCAUAAUUGAAGUUUCUAAAUUUGGGUAUUUUAUCUUUUCAUCCUUUAUUUAUUGACAUGGUCUCAUUUAAACACAAAUAGAUUAUUUAAACCUGUGAAUGCAGGUUGAUCUGAAUGUAAAAACAAUAUUAGCCUAUUGCUAUUUUUUAUUUACAGGGAUCAAAUAUUGUGUUGCAGUGAAAGAAAUGUAUAACUCAAACCCAGUCUGAACUUCACUGUUGCUGUCUGCAAGUAUAGUUCAGGGGUUAAAUAAUCAAUGUGAGAGGAUAGAGGAGACACACAGGAAUGUAUGAAUAUAUUUUACAUGAACACACAUAUAAUGCUCCCACAAACACUGAAAUAUAUUUGCAUAUUCAGUCACAGCUACAAACACAGAAAUAUGUCGUUUAACCCUUUCUUGGUGCUAUAGGACUAGGUUUAUACUGUAUCUUUACCAUGAAAUCAGAAUCUCUCUGGCGACUGUUGUCUUGAUCUAAAAAAAAAGCUGAUAUGUCGUCCAGCCAUUAGUAGCCCAUUGGAUCUGCCCCAGCCUCUCACCUAAUGAAAAAGGAUUGAUUUCAGCCUUUCAUGAUGGAAAACAAUCCAGUCUUAAUAUUCCAAGUCCAUCCUCUCUCCCAAAGCUGGUCUUUUGUUUUUUUGUUUGUUUGUUUGUUUUUUACUAAAAAUUGGCCAUACUCGAGAUAUUACCUGACAUUAUGUUUGCCUUAGUCACACCUUUGUAACUCCCAAGAAUUAACUUAAAGCUCAGACUACCUUAAAGCAAUGUCUAACCAGUUCAGUUGGCAAAGGGAACAAAGCACUUCAAAAGCAUUUUGAUAAGAAAAGCUGUAUGAACCAAUAUCUGUGAACAAAAAAACUAUUGCCUUUACAUUAAGGGUACCAAAUAGUCAAGAGACACACACCAAUGAAAGGGAAAUAGAAUAAAAACACUUGAAAAGAAGGUUUGGACUCUCUUUUUUCUGUGAGCCAUCCUUCCCAAUUUGCAUCAAGACAAAAAACAAACAAUACUUCAGUUCAUCCAGGCAGCCUGUUAUCGUUCCCAAAACACGUUAACGCUCACUAACUGCGGGUGGAGCACGUAAUAAACAUCAUGAAACGUUUUGGCAUCAUUGUCUUUUAUGGGCAAUUGUUUGUCUAAUGCAGGGAGGCUAAUUGUCUAGAGCAUUUCCAAGCACUUGAAGAUUACCUUGGCUUCCUUCUGUGCUGCUAUCCAUGGUGUUCAUCCUGCGUACACUGGGUCUCUGAAGACUGCACUGUGAGACAUAAAGAACACAAUGUAAAGCAUGUCUGUCCCUGCUGGGAUGUGAGUAUAUUUUAAUGUGAACAUCUAUGUCACAUAAACAAGACAUACAAAUACUGAGAGAAGGGAUAUAUCCACAAGAACAUUUAUACUCCAGCGUCUUGUGAUGUUUCUGUUUACCAGUACCAUUGCACUGCACUUAAAUUAGCAGGCGUUUUCUGAUUAGCCAACCACAAAUUAUUCCCACUGCACUUUCCUGCACUGUAUUCUCCAGUCCUAUUUUGUCCACGUCCCCACUCUAAAGACAUCUUUCAAUUGUCCCCAUCAACCCAAGCUCUAUGAUCAGCUUCCUGAAUACACGGCUGUGAGGGUUGGUGCUGAGUAGUGUCCAAGAAAAUCAGAACCACUCCUGUUUUUGAGGGGAAAUACAAUGAACAGCCUUUUCAUUUUCAUAAUUCAUGUUUGAAAGUAAAUGGAUAUGAAAGUGUUUUAAACAACUCUUUGUGUCUGAACAUUAUGUGUGGAAAUUGCAACAGUGAGCCUUUCUUCCUAACUGAAAUCUCUCCUUUCACUAUGUGUCUGGAAGGCUUCACAGUCAUCCAUAACUACAAUCUGGCCACUAAUAAAAUCAUAACAUAAAGAUAACUUUUUACUGCCCAAGAUUUUAGCAUAUAAUAAAUAAUAAGAUACAAGCACAAAACAAGGGGAUGUUUUAUCAAUGCAACUGGACUGCUUGACUGCAGAGAGCUCUCUGAUCAUUACAUUGUGCCAAAUAGGCUACUAUUUCUCUCUGCCCCUCAUUAACUUUCCUCUUUCUCUCAACAUUUGAUUCCCCUGCAUGUUGCUGUUUCUCACCAUUCUGAGAUUCCUCCUGUGUCCUAAUCCCUGUAUGUGCUUCUUCCUACACUGUGCUCUCCCCCUCUUUCUCCUUCCUCCUGUCUUGUCUUCUCAUGGGUGGUGUGUUGGGUGUGCUGGUGGUGGGAGUUAUGCACUAUAGGUCAUAAGGGUAUGAAAAUAUUUUCCCAGGCCGUAGAGCUCACAAGGCUAAAAUGCACAGAAAACACCUGCCUCCAAAACUGUGACACCCACAAGACCAACCAGCAACGUUAGCUCAAAGUAUCAAAUUCCCUCUAUAAGAAGAAACAGCAGGAUUUAGAAAAGUUUCGACCGUGAACUAUGGCCUUUUAAGGGAAGAGAAAGUGUUGUUUUUUUCUUCCAAAAGAAGGCAGAUCUUGGUUGAAUAGAUAUUCAUACGUCAGCUGAACAAACUGAGCUCAAUUUCAGCUUGUAAACAAAGCAUAGGUAGGACAGAAUGCAUAAGAUAGUGAGUAAGGUGGGAACUUGUUUGUGACCUCAAGCCGAAACAAUGACAUCCUUUAUGCAUAUCCUCUUAUCUGAAAAUGACUAGAAUUCAUUUCUGUGGAAUACAAUAUGUCAUGUCAUAUGAUCUAUAUGUACUUUAUUGUAGCUAUUCUAGUUUGUAGUCCAAAUGCAGUCCAGCGUUGUCGAUACAAUGUGAACUAUGUUAUAUUUGUGUGGAUGAUGAGAGUGCCAACUAAGCCUGAUUAAGAUUAGCUUCGCGAUUUGUUUGUGCAUUAUGAUGACUCAUCAUCAGCCGGUGGUGUCCAUAUUUCUGUCAUUGAUGAUUUAGUUUGACAGUAAGAAAAUGUAAAGAAUAUUGGAAGCAAUAUAGUAGCAUGUUGUCCUGUUUUGUGUUUUAUGUCUGUUGUAUGAACCUUUGAAAUUACUAAGAUUUUGAAUGAAUAGGUUUACAUGUACUUUUUGUAAGUUAUGAAAAUGCUGCUAUUUGAUAAGUAAACUAUACAAAAUAUUUUAGUUGAAAAGAUGUCUGGUCUGUUGAUUAGAAACAUGCUCUAAAAGGCUGGAGCAUAAACGAGGUGUAUAGAAUACUAUACAGUAUUGGUAAGAUAGUAAAAGUAAUAAUAGACUCCAUAGUACAACCUGUGCCAAACUAGACCUCCGCAGCUUCUGAAAUUGUAGAUGUGCGAUCAAAUGUUAGAUAUCAAUAACUUGUUUAGAAGUGCUGAUCAAGUGCCAAUCAAACACUGUCUUUUAAGUUAAGAAAAGAUAAUCAAAUACAUUACUUAAGAAAACAAAGGACAAAGAACUUUUUGUGCAUUGUUUUAUCCCAUAGGUACAUAGAGUAAGAGUUAAAGAUUGUGAUUUUUAUGGAUCCAUGUUGUUUUACACUCCAUGCAUCCCUUGUGUGUUUGUUUGACCUGUGGCUUAAGUACUGCUGUCUCACAAAUGUCUCUAUAGGCCAGCAUGGACUAAGCAUAACAUGUUAUAAGCAUUCAUAACAUACCAUUAACAAUCAAAAAUGUGUUUGUGGAGUUAGGUGUUAUCUUUUUGCACGUCUUCUAUUGCAUGGUAUCAAAGUAAAUUAUGGAGGAAAAAAAAUUACAAAAAUUUGCGAGGUGUCUCGCAACAUUCAAAGACAUAACGCUGCAUGCAGUCAAAUGUAAAGCACUUAAGUUUACUCGCCUCAUGUUGAAAAAGUUGUUUUUUUAUGUUGUGAGUUAGGAGGGAGCUCAUUAUUGUCAUGUUGGCCCGAAAAAAAGACACACACACACACACACACACACACACACACACACACACACACACACACAAAC